Molecule: messenger RNA, 798 nt
Organism: Dibothriocephalus latus
Lineage: Eukaryota; Metazoa; Platyhelminthes; Cestoda; Diphyllobothriidea; Diphyllobothriidae
Source: the annotation of a GenBank genome assembly
AUGGGUGACCACACCGAAGAUGACAAAGACCAAAUGGGCUACAAAGUCAACGGUGAAAAAGCCCAUCGUUUGGAACAGGAGAUUUCUGGCAGCCGGGAGGCACUUGUAUUAGUCAGCCCCCUAUCUCCACUGCACUCUGCGCCACAACAGGAGAAUGAAGGCGAGGGUGAUUCACCUGUAGGAAACCAAACACCUAAAGAAAGAGCAGAACAUCAGAGUAUUUUUCCAUCUGCGCUGGACUUGACAGAAAGCUGUGAACCCAUUCCUGAUCAUAGUGAUAGUGAAUUUGAAAGUACGCUAGUCGACGAUUCCAUUUAUGAUUACCCGCAGGAAUCUGAAAUGGACAUUACAUCGCCUAGUAUUUACGAACAACUGCUCAGUCUAACAGGCUGUGCUACAGUCUCCAGUGCAAAAAGAAAGAUGUGCGCUGAAAAUGAACGAGCUAACAAGACGGUGAGGAACUACGUCGAUUCUCCUAAAAUUGGACACUUUAUGGAAACGCGAACAGUUCAAAAUCGUGACACUGAGGCUAAGCGUAACAGUGUACUUUACGCCAAGAAAGCACUAAACAUGAACAUGGAUACGAAGGCAGACAAUAAACCACCAAAGAAUUCCGCUGCGGGACCGCGGUUCAAGAAAAAACCCAAUAAAACGAAAACGCUUAUUGGGGGCAUGUCCGAUGAUAUGGAUAUCCACACUGGCCAAAUCUCGCAGACAGAGUUGGCCUUCCAAGUGCCAUGGUCUUCCUGCAAUUAUCCUCCACACACGGCCACUCCGGUAGCAUUCGGCUUCAUCUGA